CGAUCAUCUCUGAAAUAAAUAGAGCAAAUAAUGGAAAUAAUGCGCUGUAUGCAAAACAGAAGUGCUGCUAGAAACACAUUUGGACCUCAGACACAGACACAGAACUGGACUGAAACUAAAAACACCAGAAGGAGAUGGUUCGUGCCGAUCACAUUAUGUCUUCUGCUCAUCUAUGUUCUUCUGGUGGUCACCCUCAUACUGCUCUAUAUAAGUCACAAAACAGAGAGAGAUAUGUUGAAGAUGACAUAUAUGGAGAUUAUUCAAGAAUACAAUGAAACUCUGAACAGCAUGAAAGUGAAUUGCAGUCAUGUGACUGAUGAGAGAGAAGAACUACAGGAAAACUUCAACUCAAUGAGUCAGAAGAACAUGGAGUUAGAGACCAGGCUGAAGAAGAGUCUUCAUAAAGGGACGUUCAGGUAUUUUGUAUCUAAUGAGAAGAAGAGCUGGACUGACAGCAGACAGUUCUGCAGGGAUCUUGGUGCAGAUCUGGUAAUCAUAAAUACUGAAGAAGAACAGAAAUACAUAUCUUCAAUCAUUAAGGAGGACACAUGGAUUGGUUUGUCUAAUACAGACAACAAGGAAGUCAUGAAAUGGGUGGAUAAUUCAUCACCCAAUGUAACGUUUUGGGGGUUUGAUGAACCAAGAAACAAAUAUGAAUACUGUGUUCAGAUUCUGUAUUAUUAUCGACCUGAACAAAAAUGGAGGAAUCAACACUGCACAGAGGAGAGACGAUGGAUUUGUGAGAAAUAGAUGUUAUCUGCAUUAUUCCUAAGAAUCCUCUUACUCUACAUGUGUAUAAUGUUUAAUGCUUACAGGCCGGGGCUAGUUGUCACAAGAGUUAUAUCUCAAUCCUUUUUAGGAACUCCGUAACAAAGCGAAACUGAUAUUCUAUAAUCAUAUAUUCUUAAUUCUUUUGCAUUUUUGUGUUAAUUUGCUGUGCACAUUCGAGCUGAUUUUUGGAAGGAUUCAUUAUGAAAAUUUAUCAUAUAGUGUGACAUCAUCACUAUUGAGGCAUGUGAUCAAAUGGUGAAACUCUCUCUCUCACUUUAAAUAAAAACAUUUAUUUUGGGGAUUAAUUGCCCUUAAACAGUCAGUAUAGUCCCAAACCCCCUUGUCAAAAUGUUCAUUGUGCAAAGAACAGAAAACAAAAAUAGACGUUUGAAUUCAUGGAGACUAAAUGUGUGGGUUUUAUAAAUGUGAGGCAAUUGCUAUAAUUUUACAUUGCUGAUUCUCUAAAAUAUGUUUUUCAACUUUCUCAAUACAAACAAGUUACUAUCCAAAAAUAGUUUUACAUUUUUAU
Messenger RNA from Triplophysa dalaica, 1300 nucleotides. Its product is annotated as C-type lectin domain family 4 member A-like. The coding region runs from base 31 to 750 and encodes 239 amino acids. The record is from RefSeq and is a predicted model, not a curated record. Lineage: Eukaryota; Metazoa; Chordata; Actinopteri; Cypriniformes; Nemacheilidae. The transcript has 4 exons.